Molecule: messenger RNA, 6546 nt
Organism: Suricata suricatta (meerkat)
Lineage: Eukaryota; Metazoa; Chordata; Mammalia; Carnivora; Herpestidae
Gene: SOCS4
Product: suppressor of cytokine signaling 4
Exons: 2
Coding region: 431-1756 (441 amino acids)
Biological process (GO): positive regulation of proteasomal ubiquitin-dependent protein catabolic process; intracellular signal transduction; phosphatidylinositol phosphate biosynthetic process
Cellular component (GO): phosphatidylinositol 3-kinase complex
Molecular function (GO): 1-phosphatidylinositol-3-kinase regulator activity
Source: RefSeq, a predicted model, not a curated record
GCAGGGCAUGACAGGCGGCGCCGGGUGGUGGCGUCAGCCGAGCGCCGCCUGCAAAGGAAAAAAAGCCGGGUUGCUGGGUGAGUGAGGAAGAAAGGGAGGGUGCCGAACACGGAAGUGAUGGCAGCGCCAUGGGAGCAAGUGGGGGCGGUGACCGCAUCGUCUGAGACCAGAACCCAGCGCCGAGGGAUGGCAGCUUGCAGAACGGCAUCCGCCUUGUAGGACCUACAGGAGGUGCAGGAGUGACUGGGCCAUCCUUCACCUUGGCGAACACCCAGAGUGAUGGCGAUGGUGAUGGCGGUAGCUACUCGGACAGCCCCAGUUAAGCUGCGCUCUGAAAGAUACAUCCAGAGAGUGCCCAGAAGAAACUCCCUGCUGGAAAAACUAAAAAAGCAGUAUUUUUAACAUUGCAAUUUGUGGACAAUUUAUUAAAAUGGCAGAAAAUAGUGAAAAUAAUAGCAAAAAUGUAGAUGUAAGGCCCAAAACUAGUCGAAGUAGAAGUGCUGACAGAAAGGAUGGGUAUGUGUGGAGUGGAAAGAAACUAUCUUGGUCAAAAAAGAGUGAAAGUUGUUCAGAUGCUGAAACAGUGAAUGCUAUAGAGAAAACUGAAGUUCCUUUAAGGAGCCAAGAAAGGAAGCACAGCUGUUCAUCCAUCGAGUUGGAUUUAGAUCAUUCCUGUGGGCAUAGAUUUAUAGGCCGAUCACUUAAACAGAAACUGCAAGAUGCUGUGGGGCAGUGUUUUCCAAUAAAGAAUUGUAGUGGCCGGCACUCUUCGGGGCUUCCAUCCAAAAGGAAAAUUCAUAUCAGUGAACUCAUGUUAGAUAAGUGUCCUUUUCCACCUCGAUCAGAUUUAGCCUUUAGGUGGCAUUUUAUUAAACGACACACUGCUCCUAUAAAUCCCAAAUCCAGUGAAUGGGUAAGCACAGACUUGGCUCAGAGUGAAUUGAGGGAUGGUCAGCUAAAACAAAGAAGAAACGUGGAAGAAGAGGUAAACUGCUUCUCACAUACUGAUGUUCAGCCCUGUGUCAUAACCACCAACAAUGCUUCAUGUAGAGGUGGUCCUGUGACUGACUCUGUGAUGAACCUGGUUUCAAAUAACAGUAUAGAAGAUAGUGAUAUGGAUUCAGAUGAUGAAAUUAUAACACUUUGCACAAGUUCCAGGAAAAGAAACAAACCCAAAUGGGAAGUGGAUGAAGAAAUCCUGCAGUUGGAAACACCUCCUAAGUACCAUACUCAGAUUGAUUAUGUCCACUGUCUUGUACCAGACCUCCUACAGAUCAAUAACAAUCCAUGUUACUGGGGUGUUAUGGAUAAAUAUGCAGCUGAAGCUCUACUAGAGGGAAAACCAGAGGGUACCUUUUUACUUCGAGACUCAGCACAGGAAGACUAUUUAUUCUCUGUUAGUUUUAGACGCUAUAGUCGUUCUCUUCACGCUAGAAUUGAACAGUGGAAUCACAAUUUUAGCUUUGAUGCACAUGAUCCUUGUGUCUUCCAUUCUCCUGACAUUACUGGGCUCCUAGAACAUUAUAAGGACCCAAGUGCCUGUAUGUUCUUUGAACCACUUUUAUCUACUCCUUUAAUUCGGACUUUCCCUUUUUCCCUGCAGCAUAUAUGCAGAACAGUUAUUUGUAAUUGUACAACUUAUGAUGGCAUUGAUGCCCUUCCGAUUCCUUCUUCUAUGAAAUUAUAUCUGAAGGAAUACCACUAUAAAUCAAAAGUUAGAGUACUCAGGAUUGAUGCACCAGAACAACAGUGCUAGGAAAAGUGUAGCUAUAUGAGAAUGAUUAUAUACAUAUUUUCAUUUAAUAUUUUAUUUUUUUUAUACCACUUUGAAUUUUUCUACAAGGGCAGUUGAAAUCCAAAAUAAAUCUCUGCCCUAAAUUUUACUUCCAGAUCAGUUUAUUUUUCUUAUGAUAAUACUAAUUGUUUAAAGUUACAUACUAGGGGUUAAUGAAUAUUUUUGACCAUGUGUUUGGUUUUUGUUUUUACCAAAUAGAUUGUAUGAUUUUUUUUCUCUUUUCUUAAUUGUAAUUUGCAUAUGAUCCAGGGAUAUUUCGAAUUUGGUAGGCAAUGCAAAUACAGUUAAGUAAUUUAUAUUUAAUAUUUUCUUAAAAAAUAAUCUUAUGUUCUUUCCUAAUGUAAAUUCCUUUGUUAAUCUAUGCCAUUGGCAUUCCUAUACAUAAAAUGUAAUUUCCCUGUCCCCCUUUCAGAGUUGUUUUAAAAUUCUUCAGUAAAGCUGAGUGUUAUAAUUCACAAUCUAUACCAAUGUAAUUGAGUUUUGUAACCUAAUAAUAGGGACGCUAAAGGUAACAAAAUAGUUUAAAAUUAAACUUGAAGUGUUUGACAUUAAAUAUUAACUGUUACUAAAUUUGAUUGGGAAGAAUCAAAUGAGAACAUGAUUUUUGGAGGUGAGCUUAUUUUCUACACUGUGACAUGGUCAUUUGUUAUUUUUGAAUAGGUCUUCCACUCUCUUCAGAACAUAAAUAUUGUUUCUUUCUCAGUGGAAGCUUAAAAAGUAAUGAUAACACUAUCAGUAACUAGUAAUUACUAGCAUAUUUAAGUAACUAUGUGGUUUUUCUGUAUUUAUGAACUGUUGCUUCUAAUUAGCCUUUUUAUAGAAACUCUUGAGCCUGUUACUUUGGGGAAAUGCCACAAUAUUAUAAACAGCUACAGAUUGCCAUUGGUAACCAAGGAGGACCUAAGUAGUCUUCAUUAUUUUAAAUUGAGCUUGACUAAAGAUUCAAGAAGUAAACAUGGAGCUUAGUUUUUAAGAAGCUUAAUAUUGGUUUUGAUUUUUAGGUUUCAAAUACUUAUUCCUAUUUUCAGAAUUAACAUCUCUACUAUGGCUUCAACAAAGGGAAAACAUUUUGAGAGCUACAAGGCUUAUGCCAUACUGAACAGUACUGAGCACUGGGACUAAUUUUUUAAAAUUUAGUGUCUCAAUAGGGAAGUAUAUUUAGAAACAUCAUUAUCCCAGUAUAAUAAUGGUAAAUAGAGUGAUAGCCUAUCUAACUCUUCUUUUUUCUAAUAGUGCAUAAUUUCCUAGACCAUAGUUUCUUCUGGUGAGCUGUCUAGCCCUUUGUACAAAAUGACAUUUUUAAAUAUCAUAGUAAUUGAUUUCUUGAUGUUAAUUUAGAUCUAGUAAUAAGUGCUUCUACCUGGAUUGAAAGAAAUUUGACUCAACUUUCCAACUCAGAACAGGUGUUUCAUUGGUAUCAUUGCUUUUAUGUUGAAGUAGCAUUUCGCUCUCCUGCAGUUCUAUUAACAUAAAGAUGGCAUUUUUCAGUAAUAGUUUUAAAAUAAAUUUUUAACCAUUACCACAAAAUUAAACCAGGAAAAUCUCUGUUGCCAUGAUCUUCUAUCAUUUUUUUUCUCAGUGAUCUCAAGAUUGGCUUGGUUCCAGUGAGGGACAACUACUACUUACAGCACCUGUCUAUGGAGUAAUGAGGCUCAGGAUAUCAUUAACACCAACACCAGGAUAAAUAUCUCUUCUAAAGAUGAUAUUUCCCUUUUACAAAAGUAGAGAAGUCUCAUACUACCUCAUCCUUAUUGUGAUGCUUUUGUAGAUCACUGAGAAGCUUAUCUUGUUUACCAAUAGAACACUUCCUAAAUACCCGUUUUUGGUGAAGAACAUUAAUAGUAUAGUAAGAAUCUACCCGUGAUUAUAGUUUUUUAUCAGAAUUUGAUAAUGAGACUUUCUGUUUCUGUGAAACAAUUAUUGUUUUAAAUAUUUUUCUUUUAAAAAUAACUUUUUAUCAGUACAGAAAAAGCUAAGGGAUGACUACCUAACAAAUAUUCUGUUAGAGUAAUUUUAUAAAGAAAAAUGAAAUAUAAUUAUGUUGUCUUUUAUAAUGGUAAAAUUAAUGUUUAUAUGAAAAUCAAGAUCUAAGUAGCUUUUCAUAUAUUCAAACUGGUUGCUUGUGAUAUAUUUUCUCUGGCUUUCUUAUUUUUCCAACUUCAAGGUAUUAAUAGCUGUUAACAUUUUCAAAAUACUGCCACAUAUAUAGCCUUGAAGUAGAUCUAAUAAAUGAGAGCAGAGAAGAGACUCAUUUACUCUGAAAUGGUUUGUAUUUUUCCUUUGGUAUUUGCUACAGUGAAAAGAAAACUGGAAGUAGAAAUAUAAAGACUUGAGAAGGGAAUUGUUUACCAUGAAGGAAAAUGAAGAGUAAUAAUAAAUUAAUUUUUAAAGCAUUAAAGAACUGAAAUUUAGAAAGGUUAAUUUCUUCCUCAGUGACUUUGUGAGGACACAUUUGGGAGAGCAUCCAGUAUUCAGAAACUAAAUUUAAAAAUGUAAUAUAUAUAUUAUUGGAAUAUAUAACUAACAUGAUCAAGUUUUGAGAGGAACAUGAGGAAAGAUACAAAUGUAUCUAAAUAUAAAUUUUGUAACUAAGUUUGUUGGCAUUUGAAAAGUGUAAGUUCCAGAGUUGAGGGAGCAUUCAGCAUGGUGGAAAUGUAUAGAGCUUAUUGGUAAGAAAGGAUGGAGCUAAAAGAAACAAGAUAAAAUAUUAAAAUUAAGAAUUUAGGCGUCACCUCAGGGAAGAGCCUUGACAGUGAAAGGGAACUACUUAAUCGCUAAUAGCGGGUCUGGACUAGACACUUAACUGCGCUUUGGGAAUCAUCCUGCACUAAUCAGGAAAUAAACUUGACUUUUCUAUUUCUCAAGCUUUUUGGGACACCACCACCACCACCGUGCAUCUUUUUUUCUAAGCUACACAGCAUCUUGAUUCAUACUAUAAUUCCUGAAAUAUGCUGAAUGGUUUUGAUUUUGGGUUCCUUGAGCAUUUUUGCAUAAAGAAUCAUUUGAUCUUUCUAUAGCCAUGCCAUUCACUUAAAUAAUUCAUACAGGGGAUGACUUAAUUUAAAGGAAGACCUAAUAGGAAGAAGAUUAAAGGAAGCUUUUAGUCAGCCUGUGGCUAGAUUUAUUGAUUUGGUGAACAGAACUGUUUUCUUUCCUGAAUUUCGGCUAAUGGUCAAAGAAUGGCUUUCAGUUAAAGUUUUGACUUAUUAUAAAUAAUAUAAAGAAUGUCUUAGUAAUUAGAAAUCCUUUAAAAAGUAGAGCAAAUGCGGCAAAUAGGACUCACACAAAUUCCAUUUCUUUUUAUAAGAAAAAAAAAACAUUAUCAUUUAUUCAUGAGCCAAAGCCAUUAAGAAGAUAAAUCAAGUUAUCAGCUUCCUGUCUCUCUGAAGUUUGGAUCAUUUUAUAGACCCACAUAAUAGGUUUCUUCCUAUGAAACAAAAACCUUGAAACCUAACUCUUAUAAAUGUAUUCUUAGCUUUCAUUUAAAAUCUUUUCUGUCACUUUUAGCUAUGAAUAUAGCUAAAAUCUAUGUAAUCAAUAGAUUAUAUAUUGAUUUUGGUAGAGCAAAUUUCACAGGGAAGUAGACAUUACUUCUUGAGACAACGCAAGGAGAACAAUGUUUAAACGUAAGCCUGUGUGUUAAACUAUUUAGAACCCAAAUGAAUAAAAGAUUUUAAGUCAAGCAGAUUAUUGUUUCUAAUUUGGAAAACUUUACAAUUUUGGUUUUAACCAUAAUCAGCUUUAUAUUUAUUUUUGUUUCUAAAAAAGUGAAUGGAAAGCACAAAGUUUUUUUUCUUUUUUUAAUGGCCUACUAGAAGUGAGUAGUGGUCCAAGAGUCUGUCUAUACCAUUCUAAUACAUUAAGAUACUGGACACAUAAUGGAGGUAACUUUUCAAAUGGAUUCUUCUAAGUAGAAAUAUAGGCUAAUGGAUAUAACCCAACGGAAAGGGACUUGGAGCACAUGAAUCCUAUUUCAAAUAUAACCAGAGUCUAUUUUUUGUUUACUUUUUUUAAAUUUUCAAAUAGAUUGUCCUAAAUCUUUACCUUCAUCUAGCAUACAAAAUAGAUAAAUAAGACUUGUCACUUGACUUGCUGAAGGUCAGUUUUUCAUUUAAGAGGUGACCCUUGGAGCAUACUUGAAAAUAAUUUCUGUAAUUUCUGGAAAAUAAUGUGAUGAUAGAUUUCCAAAGUAUCCCUUAGUGGACCCUGCAAAUUCACAUUCACUUCUAGUCUGGAAUAGGUUUUCUUGGCUUGGUUUGACAAUAGAGAUAACAAUACAAUUUGGAUUUAUGGUUUAGACUGCAAUUGGAUGAGCAAUUCCAAUUUCCUCCUACCCUUAAUAAGGUUUAUGUAAAAUUGAUGUUUGCCUAAGUUAUUUUAAAGGUUGAUUAUAUUUGCAGAAAGUAAAGAUAAUCACUUUUGCUGUGGUUAUAAUCAAAUCUAAGCUUUCAGACUUAAAACUUGAGGUUUACUUAUAUUAUGCUGACUUUGCUAGGAUUGAAUAAAUUCUGUGUAAACCAAGUAUGAACUUGAUAUAUACUUGAAUAUACAGAGUGUAAGUAGUAACUUCACAGUUGUUAGUACUCUUGUCAAUCAGGCUUGUGUGAUCCUCCCGUACUCAAAAUGAAGUAGUCUGUUUAUAUUUUUAUUUCUAAUCCUGGAGUUGAAUGUUUCUUCUUAGAUGUGAGUUCAAAUAAAUGGAUCUGAAUAAAUUUUCACUUCUUAAUUAAACUUCAUAUAUAAAAUACAAA